Molecule: messenger RNA, 1419 nt
Organism: Macrosiphum euphorbiae (potato aphid)
Lineage: Eukaryota; Metazoa; Arthropoda; Insecta; Hemiptera; Aphididae
Source: the annotation of a GenBank genome assembly
AUGGAAGCUCUUACAAAUCGUAACAGAAAAAUUAUUACCCAUGAAGGAUAUCAAUAUGUUUUUGACAAGUUAGCGGCCGACACAGUCACUAAGUUGUAUAGAUGUCGUAGACGUGACAUACACUGUAAAGGGCGCAUUAGAGUAAGCCCAAAUGGUGCAAUUGAAGUAACUGGAAAUCACGGUGGUCACGAUGAAUCACCAGUAGCAAUAGAAAUAGCUUCGACGAUCACUAGCAUUAAAAAAAGAGCUUUAGAGACGAUGGAGGCACCAGCAGUGGCAAUUAACCAAUGUAUAGAAGGCUUAACAAUUGCUGGAAAAGGGGCAUUAACAUCUGUAAAUAACCUUAAACAAGUUGUACGAAGGGUUCGGCGGCAUAAUGGUCCACAAAUCCCUGUUGCCCCAUUAACAUUGAUGGAAUUAGAAAUCCCUGAAGAAUAUAAAGAGUAUGAAGCUGAACCAGGGCAGUUUGAAAAUUUUCUGCUCUGUGAUACAGGACCUGGCCCUAAUAGGGUUUUAAUAUUUGGACGCCAAAGAGGAUUAGAGAUACUUGCGACAAGCAAUGAGUGGUUUGUGGACGGAACAUUCAAGAUCGCCCCAAUCCUCUUUUCCCAGGUUUUUGUUAUAUUAGGCAGUCGCAAUGGUGGUGUCCAUCCAUGUUUAUAUGCACUUUUGCCAAAUAAGAACCAGGCAACAUAUAAUACACUUUUGGUGGAAAUUAAAAAUCUAGCUCCAGGAAUAAACGCUGGAAGCAUUUCUGUGGAUUUCGAGGUCGCAAUUCAUAAUGCUUUUAGAACAGAAUUUCCUGACAUUGAAAUAAGAGGAUGUUUUUUUCAUCUUAUACAAAAUAUGAAAAAACAAGUUGCAGCUGUAGGAUUAAUGGCAGAAUACAGAAAUGAUCCAGACUUCAAUUUACAUGCUCGGAUGAUUACGGCGUUAGCAUUUGUCCCUCCAGAAGAUGUAGCUGCUUGUUUUGAAACGCUGAGCAUUUUUAUCGAAGCAGUUUUUCCAUCAUUACAGCCAAUCCUUGAUUGGCUAGAAACUUAUUAUAUUGGAAUGCUCAGAAGGGAAGGUGUAAGGAGAACACCAGUUUUUCCUAUUCCCACUUGGAAUCUAUAUUAUAGAGUUUUAGCAGAACAAAUGAAAACGAAUAAUAUUGCAGAAGCAUCUCACAGGAGACUCCAAGCACAGUUGAGCAUGUCAAACCCAACAAUUUGGAAAUUUAUAAUAGAACUCAGAAAAGUGCAAGCAGAGCGGGAUAUCUAUUAUGAAUUCCUUGUUGCAGGUAAUCAACCACCUCCUUCAAAAAGAAAGUUUGUUGAUGCUGGAAAUCGUAUUCUGCACUUAGUUCAAAACUAUAGAAACCGCCAAGCCAUCGAGUACCUAAGAGGAUUGGCACAUAAUUUUAUAAUGGAUCAGUAA